Messenger RNA from Sclerotinia trifoliorum, 1133 nucleotides. The record is from the annotation of a GenBank genome assembly. NCBI's taxonomy places the organism in Eukaryota, Fungi, Ascomycota, Leotiomycetes, Helotiales, Sclerotiniaceae.
GAGAGAAAUAGCCAGGAUUUAAAUCAUUCGAAAAUUGAGAAGGUGGUCUUACAUCCCUCAUACAGAUCUCAAGAAGACUCUCACUACCUUCUCUCUCGAUCAUUCACAACAAUACCAAUCCACAGAAACACGAUACCAAACAACCAUGACAACAACUACAACCACACCCACAAACCCAAACACACCCUCCACAUUCCCCCUCUUCCCAAACCUCGUCCUUGAACUCCGCCGCCAAAUAUGGCUUGAAGCCCUCCCCACCGCACUCCUCCCAUCCCUCUACUUCUACAAAAAAGGCUGCUGGCAACCACGAAUCUUCCAGGAAACCGACCCCGGCUACUGCGACGAAGUAAGCGAAACCCUCAGCAGCGAAGAUCUCAACCGGAAUUUCGAAUUUCAAUUCCAACAUCUCGAUAAGAUUAAUUUCCAAACAUCUCUCAUGUAUGUGAACCACGAGGCUCGCGAUAUUGUGUUUUCAUGGGCUCGUACUGUUGGGCUUGAAAUCGAAAGAUGUGGUGGGGGCUCUUCUGCUCCGCUUUUGGCUGUGCCGUUUAAUCCUGCUCGUGAUGUGCUUUUUGUGUCGGUUGAGCAGUGGGAUGAGUUUUAUUCUGAGCCGUAUGAUCGCUCUUUUGAAGAGGACAUGAUUGAUCUUACUCAUGGUACAUAUAGUGAAAUCACGCGGCUGGCUGUUCCGGAAGCUUUGUUUGAGAAGGAUAUUAAUGCUUUGGAAGAGUUGUCUAGAUACUAUUCUAGUAUUGAGGUAUUAUAUAUUAUUGUUGAUACGCCGCCAGAAUUGCACUCGCUGGAUAAUGGAAUGCAUGUACAACCGCGAUGGGGAUAUAGGAAAUUUACAAAUUGGGCGUACGUCUGGAAUGAUGAGGAACAGGUCUUUAAAGCUAGUGGUGAGAGGACUCCUGGGUUUGGGUUUCCGGAAGCGAUGACUUUGGAGGUUUGUGAGAGGUUGGGCGAGGAGAUUAUUUCGGGGUCGGGCUCGAUUCGUGAGGUUCAACCUGUGUUUGCUGUUAAGGGAUCUGGAUAAAGAGUGUAUAUCACGGAUAUCCCAUAGGUUACCUAUGCUCAUAAGAAUUCCCAUUUAGUUCAUUUAUGAGAUAUCCUACAAAUGCCUUCAUUUCUAU